This is a messenger RNA of Aspergillus puulaauensis, 360 nucleotides long. RefSeq lists its product as uncharacterized. The record is from RefSeq and is a predicted model, not a curated record. The coding region runs from base 1 to 360 and encodes 119 amino acids. The transcript has 2 exons. NCBI's taxonomy places the organism in Eukaryota, Fungi, Ascomycota, Eurotiomycetes, Eurotiales, Aspergillaceae.
AUGCCGCCCAACUAUAGAUCAGGCACUGACACCGAUUACCAACGCUGGCUUGCGAGUCAAGGUCGCCGCCCAUCGGACGACUCAAUACCUCGCUACGGACCCUACGAACCUGAUCCUUAUGAAGCGUACGAUGGUGAAGACGUCCGCCCUGAUAAUGUCGCCUCAUACGAAGCCAUGCACAAGCCUACGAAUCCAAACAACAACCCCUCAUUAAAUCUCGACAUUUCUCAACCAACAGCCAUCUCAGGCAUGGCCGUGUAUUAUAUCCUCGCCGUGGUGGUUCUCCUGGUAAUACGAUACGCCUGGCGGUCGCGGCGGCAAAGAGAGCCCAAAGAACUUGAACCGGCGUCGAAAGAAUAA